AUGGCAGAAGCCAGUAUUCCAGUGGCUCAGGAUGAGUUCUCGCUGUAUUACAGACUGCUGGGAUCAGGAGGAUCAGAAGAGAGUCUACAGCUGUCCUCAGUGCAGACACACCUUCAGUCCAAGACCUGCUUUAUCUACCAUGUCCUGCUGGCUGAAGUGGUGGAGAAACUGAAGAAGACCAGACUCUCUGCUGACUGUUCCUCUGGAUCUGGAGAUGUGCAGUGUGACGUCUGUACUGGGAAGAAACUCAAAGCCGUCAAGUCCUGUCUGAUGUGUCUGAACUCUUACUGUCACAAUCACCUCCAACAACACGAGAGCUUCUUCAGAGGAAAGAAACACAAACUGACCGAAGCCACUGGACGACUGCAGGAGAUGAUCUGCACUAAACAUGAAGAACCGCUGAAGCUCUACUGCAGAACCGACCAGCGCUGCAUCUGUUAUCCGUGUGUGAUGGAGGAACACAAGAACCAUGAAACUGUGACGGCAGAAGAAGAGAGGACAGAGAAACAGAGGAUUCUGAAAGAGACACAAGUAAAGUAUCAGCAGAGAAUCCAGCAGAGAGAGAAAGAUCUCCAGCAGCUGAGAGAGACUGUGGAGUCUCAUAAGAGCUCUGCACAGACAGCAGUGGAGGACAGUGAGAGGAUCUUUACUGAGCUCAUCCGCUCCAUUGAGAGAAGCCGCUCUGAGCUGAUACGACUGAUCAGAGAUCAGGAAAAGACUGCAGUGAGUCGAGCUGAAGAACGACUGGAGCGACUGGAGCAGGAGAUCAAUGAUCUGAGGAGGAGAGACGCUGAGCUGGAGCAGCUUUCACACACACAGGAUCACAUCCAGUUCCUGCAGGUAACACACAUCCUCACACAAUUCCUGGGCUCAUUAGAGUGA
Molecule: messenger RNA, 882 nt
Organism: Carassius gibelio (silver crucian carp)
Lineage: Eukaryota; Metazoa; Chordata; Actinopteri; Cypriniformes; Cyprinidae
Product: tripartite motif-containing protein 29-like
Exons: 5
Coding region: 1-882 (293 amino acids)
Molecular function (GO): zinc ion binding
Source: RefSeq, a predicted model, not a curated record